AUGGAAAACCCAGAAAGAAUUACAAUUUUGACAAGAUCUUCAAGCUUAGAAGUCGAACCUGAUAAUCUAACAGAUGCUCCUCCAAGUUAUCAGGACACAGUUUCUAAUGCAUCUUUACAAACUCUG
This is a messenger RNA of Dentiscutata erythropus, 126 nucleotides long. Lineage: Eukaryota; Fungi; Glomeromycota; Glomeromycetes; Diversisporales; Gigasporaceae. The record is from the annotation of a GenBank genome assembly.